This is a messenger RNA of Kalmanozyma brasiliensis GHG001, 1227 nucleotides long. Its product is annotated as Transcription initiation factor IIF, beta subunit. Gene Ontology annotation, cellular component: transcription factor TFIIF complex. Bases 1 to 1227 code for a protein of 408 amino acids. The record is from RefSeq and is a predicted model, not a curated record. Lineage: Eukaryota; Fungi; Basidiomycota; Ustilaginomycetes; Ustilaginales. Gene Ontology annotation, biological process: transcription by RNA polymerase II; transcription initiation at RNA polymerase II promoter. The transcript has a single exon.
AUGGCGAGCUACGAAGACGACAUCGAGCCCAUCGCCGACCCAGGCGAGGGCUCGUCCUCCACGUCACUCGGCAAGCGAGCACGCAACAACGACGAUGCUCCCGCUGCCUCUGCCUCGGAUGCAUACUCGCGCCUGUCACCCGAGCCGGACGAGGACAUGGAUAUGACCAAAGGCAAGCACCCCGUGUGGCUCGUCAAGAUUCCCAAGUUCCUUCUUCAGGCAUGGUCCGCGAUCCGUACGGACGACUUGCGCCUCGGCACCGUUCGCGUCUACGAUCCGGAUCACCUGGGCCAACAGCGCAUGGAGCUGCUCCUUCCCGACCCACCGCUGCCCGCCAUCCCCACCGAGCCCGGCAAUCCGCGCAACCCGAGAUACGACACCAUCCCACGCGCAUACGAUCUCAAGCUCACCAGCGAAUCCGCCGCGACACUUGCCCGCAACACAUACGCGUUUCGCGAACAGCUCCAGGACCUCGACCCGUCGUCCUCGUCGCUCAAAGACGACGAUGAGAGCGACGAGGACGAGAGCGGGAGGCAGAAGAAGCGGGGCAAGACACGUCGGGUCACAGCGCUCUGUGGGACUGUGACGAACGAGGCAGCGCUGCAACCGCAGAUUCGGUCGGGGGGUGAAGAUGUCAAGCCUGGCAGCUCCACGUCUGGCAUCGCCGGUGGAGCUCCUAUUAGCGAUAGCUACCGCGAACUGCUGCGUCGACGUCGUGCCGAGGCCUCGACGCCAAAGCGAACCAUCAAGAUGUUGGACUCGAGCGAUGCGGGACGGCACAACAUGAUGGUGGCCGGCGUAGGCUCCCUCUCAUCUCAGAAAUCGAGGUUCAACGCAGCGAUCGCCCAGAAACCUACCUCGUCGGCAAGUGGCGGAGGCGAAAAGUUCGCUAGGAUGCCCAAGAACGAACUGCUCGACAUGCUCUUUGGUCUGUUCGAACGAUGGCAGUACUGGUCGUUGAAGAAGUUGCGCACGGAGACGCAACAGCCCGAGAGCUAUCUCCGGGAGGUCCUGACGGGUAUUGCGGAUCUGCACAAACGCGGGCCGUACGUGGGGAAUUGGAGCUUGAAACCCGAGUACAUGGACGCGAGGAAGGAACAGGAGAAGAGGGAGCAGAGCGAGAAGGAACAACAGAAGAAGAAGGCGGCAGAACAGCAGGAGGACGAGGAGGAUUAUGGCGAGAACGAUGAGAGUGACGAUGAUGGCGAGGAUUUCGACGAUGUUUGA